CUCGUUCGUUUAUGAACACGAACACGAACAUGAACACGAACAAGAAAAACACUUUGUCAUGAGUUUAACGCGGUUGGGUGUUCAUAACUUCUCGACACGUUCGAAUUCAAACAACGAUUCGUCAUCGGUGUAUCAUCAACUACUUAAUUUGUCAAUUCAAAAUCUAAGAUUUGCGGGUUCUUCGUUACCGAAACCGGUUGUGAUCGUGUUCCCAGAGACGAAAGAACAGUUGGCGAAUACCGUCAUUUGUGCACGAGAAUCAUCGCUCGAAAUUAGAGUUAGGUGUGGUGGUCAUAGCUACGAAGGGACGUCGUCGGUGGCGAUGGACGGGUGUCCGUUUGUGGUAAUAGACUUGACCCGACUAGACCGUGUUUCAGUUGAUGUGGACUCGGGUACCGCGUGGGUUGAAGGCGGUGCGACACUCGGUCAAACCUACUACGCGAUAUCCGAGUCCAGUAGUGUCCAUGGUUUCUCCGCGGGGUCGUGCCCCACUGUUGGGGUGGGUGGUCACAUUUCGGGUGGUGGGUUUGGAUUGUUGUCGCGAAAAUAUGGGUUGGCGGCCGAUAAUGUGGUUGAUGCGGUUUUAGUUACCGCUGAUGGCAAGUUACUAAACCGGGCCGCAAUGGGGGAGGAUGUUUUUUGGGCGAUACGAGGUGGGGGUGGUGGCGUUUGGGGAAUCGUGUACGCUUGGAAUAUAAAAUUAUCAAGCGUACCGGAUACAGUCACUUGUUUUAUCGUGUCUAGAUCAGGAACGAAAGAACAAGUAGCUGAUAUGGUAGACAAAUGGCAACGUGUCGCGCCUACAUUGCCUGAUGACUUUUACAUGUCGUCCUUUGUUGGCGCGGGUUUGCCCGAACGGAAAGACAAACCCGGUUUAUCGGCUACAUUCAAAGGGCUCUAUUUGGGUCCGAAAGCAAAAGCUUUAUUGAUCAUGAACCAAAAUUUCCACGAGCUAAAAAUCGUGGAAAACGACUGUAAAGAAAUGAGUUGGAUCGAGUCGGUUCUUUAUUUUUCGGGUUUCGGAGACCAAAGCUCGGUAUCCGACUUGAAAAACCAAUUCUUGCAAGAUAAACUCUACUACAAGGCUAAAUCAGAUUUUGUCCGGAAACUGAUACCAAGACUCGGCCUAACCAUCAUGCUUGACAUACUCGAAAAACAAUCAAAAGGGUACGUAAUUUUGGAUCCGUACGGUGGAAUGAUGGAAUCGAUAAGUAGUGAUUCGAUUCCCUUUCCUCACAGGAAAGGGAAUCUUUUCACUAUUCAGUAUCUAGUGGAAUGGAAAGAAGCCGAUAAUGAUAAAACUGAUGACUAUAUAGCUUGGAUACGCGGCUUUCAUGGGUCCAUGACACCCUAUGUGGCACAGGACCCACGAGCCGCGUAUGUUAAUUACAUGGAUGUCGAUCUUGGAGUAAUGAACUGGAACAAAACCGGGGUCAAGUUAAACGAUGACGUGGUCGAGACUGGUCGGGAAUGGGGUGAGAAGUACUUUGGUAACAACUACGAUCGAUUGGUGAAAGCAAAGACGGAGAUUGAUCCGUUUAACGUUUUUAGACAUCAACAAAGUAUCCCUCCAAUGUCUUUGGAGUACAAGAAUUCGAAGGGAAGUAGGUUGAGUGAGUAAUUAAGAAAUGGUGUGAAUCAAAUUGUUAAUUCCUCGUUUGUUAUGUGUAAAAA
Molecule: messenger RNA, 1674 nt
Organism: Helianthus annuus (common sunflower)
Lineage: Eukaryota; Viridiplantae; Streptophyta; Magnoliopsida; Asterales; Asteraceae
Product: reticuline oxidase
Exons: 1
Coding region: 59-1621 (520 amino acids)
Molecular function (GO): oxidoreductase activity; FAD binding
Source: RefSeq, a predicted model, not a curated record